This is a messenger RNA of Pseudomyrmex gracilis, 1245 nucleotides long. RefSeq names its product UPF0547 protein C16orf87-like. The record is from RefSeq and is a predicted model, not a curated record. The coding region runs from base 295 to 765 and encodes 156 amino acids. Lineage: Eukaryota; Metazoa; Arthropoda; Insecta; Hymenoptera; Formicidae. The transcript has 4 exons.
CAUGUUUUAAAAACGUUCUGAGGUUGAGAUGUAUUGCGUGUGUGUUUAAUUAUUUUUAAGGAAAAAGUAUAUUGCCAUACUAGCCGGAACGUGUUUACAUCAAGGUCUGUCAGAUGAUUAUUUUUAAUUCCGCUAGAUGACUCUGAACUUAAACUCCAUGUUCUGCUUUUUGUGACUGUAGAUAGUUCGUAGUUUCGCGCGUCCAUCGCGUGAGGUCAUCAAGAUCGACUCCAGAGGUUGUCACUCCUAUCUCUACACAAGUGAUUAUCAAUCUAGUUCAAUCGAGCUCGAAAUAUGGCCAAAACGAAAACGAUCAGCAAAGGGUGUCCUAAAUGCGAACAACAGGUACCUGUUGCCUGCAAAGCUUGUCCAUGUGGCCAUUCCUUUUUUAAUGCACGACGUAGUUCUAUCAAAAGUCCACCAAGUCCUGACAAUGGGGUGAUGAAAACCAGGAGAACAAAUCGUAUUAAACGUGAGAAACCAAAUUAUUACGAUGCUUUGGAGUAUGAUAAGCAAAUGAAGAAAAGUGCUAAGAUUAGACGAACUACAGACACAGCAAAUGACAUUGACUGUCGGCAGUUAAACAAAAAGAAAAAAAGAAAGGGAAAGAGCAAAGGUAAGAAUGGCAGCAACAGCGGCGUUGGUGACGACGAUGACGAAAUGGAUGGGAUAAAUGGAUUAUCUCCGGAAAAACAACUCACAUGUUCUCUCAUAUUGCAAGAAUUGAACAACAAAAUGAAACAAGUAGCUUGGAAGCCUACAUGAAGUCUACAGUAAAUGUAGAUAAAUGGGUAUCUUUUCUAAAGAGUCUGACGAUUGUCAAUCAGACAUGAUUACGUUAAUAAGGCGCAAACAAAAAAAAGUCUAUAAACCUGACAUUACAACUGGUUUCAGUCAUCGCAUAGAAAAUGAUCGACUGCCAUUAAAAAGUUCUUUGUGCAAUACUUUCUAUAUGUCACAGUAUUCUUAUAUCUAAUUGUGAUCAAAGAAUGUGAUGCUAUAUCAAUAAUAUCAUUCUGUAUAAAAGUAGAUGUAGAAUUAUAAUUUCAAAUUAGUUUGCAUAUAAAAUUUGAAUGCUAUUCUCACAAUUAGUAUUAAGUAUGGAAACUAUCAUUAAAAAAUCUAUUAUCUCUAUUUAUUAAAUUGCCAUAUUUAACGAAUGCAAUGCAAACAGAGACUUUACAGAUUAACGAACAAAACUUUUAGCAGUAGUCUUAAUCUAUUUUUUAAGAUUAAAUUAUAGUG